Messenger RNA from Glycine soja, 570 nucleotides. RefSeq lists its product as uncharacterized. The coding region runs from base 1 to 570 and encodes 189 amino acids. NCBI's taxonomy places the organism in Eukaryota, Viridiplantae, Streptophyta, Magnoliopsida, Fabales, Fabaceae. The record is from RefSeq and is a predicted model, not a curated record. The transcript has 3 exons.
AUGCUAGAUGUGUGGGACUUGCCAGAUGGAGAAUUCAUACUUGUUGAAGUAGAUCAUUGGGGAAAUCCUAUGGGUUGGGAAGGGAAAACUCUACUGAAUGCAAUUGGGAGCUUGGUAAGGAGACACCAAUGUGCUCCUAUCAAUUUUCUUAGCUGGAAAGACAUGCCUAAGGACUAUAUUACUGACAUGGUUGAAUUAAUUCAGAGUAAGUUUCGAUUUGUUCCUGAAUUAACUGAACAAACAAAGAAAAUAUUGAUUGAUGACAUGAGUCUGAAAUGGAGGCAAUUUAAAUAUGAACUGAAAUCAAAAGGAUAUAAUGAGAGCAAAACUAAGGAGGAAAUGAUUGCUCACAUCCCAGAUCCAAGGGUUGAUCCUUCUCAAUAUCGUGAUUUAGUACAUUAUUGGUGUUCUGAGAAAGGACAGAAAAUAAGCAACAUCAACAAAAGGAGCCGCUCAAAAUAUGAGGACUUGCAUUGCAUGGGAACCAAUAAUCUUCCAAGACGGAUUCAUGAGAUGGUUUGUCUUUUUUAUAUUUUUUUUUUAUUAAAUUGCUUAAUACAAAUAGGAUGA